AUGGGCUCUAAUUUGUGUCCUCAUGGUGUCCAGGCAUCUCUGAAGCACUUGAUCACCACCACAGCAGGCCUUGAUGCCAUGUGUGAGUGUAAAUGGUUCCAAGGCUCCCCGGUGGUGAAAUCACAUUGCCAAAAUGACCACCAACCCUAAAUGAAACACUACCCCCUUUUUAAAAGGUCCCAUUCAAAACCCAGUGGUUUUUUUUAAAAGGCCCAUAAGGUAGCAAUUUUCCUCGAAUAUGGUGUGGACCAAUAACUGUUGAAGAAACUGACACCAUGUCAGGGCGAAUGAAAGUUUUUUUUUAAAUGUAUAAAGCGAGGUGUAAGAUAGGAGAAACGGUCGUAAGGAAUGCUGUAAUUGUACGCAAGCGUGCGCAAACUCAUGAGUUGUACAUUCUUGCCAUCACUGUAAUUCUUCACCUCUUUUUGUUUUAUAGUUACAGCCAAAGCAGAAAGGUCUGUGCGCUGACUGAGCGAGUACUUUGUUCAUUCCACAGCAUGCACAAAUCUGUUUUAAGUUCAAGGGAGGAGGAACCCUUUAAUUUAAACCCUAAAAAUGAAGUCAUUCAUUCCCUGCUAAACUGCGCCGUGACCCAUAAGGUUAGGUAAACAAGUGUCCCUUGCAUUACUGUCAAAAAGACCCAGCCCCUUGCUCUGCAGCGAAGUAAACUCCCACUAUCCUGUUACAGUUGCAUGAGGAGAAACAGGAGGGAUGGCAGAAAGGAGAGGAAAGAAAUGGAUUCGUGUGUGUGUGUGUGUGCUUUCUUAGAAUGGCAAAGGGAGGGAAAGUCAGAACCUGAGGCUGUUCUCAGGAAGGUGUCCUACACAGGGAACAACGCCGUCUUCUUCCAGAGCCCAAAAACUCCGGAGUAGAGGACGGGCCACAAUGCGCUGAGCCCAGCAGGCCUGCUCAGAUCUAUUACCAGCUCCAACUCCAGCAUGGGCUGGAAUGUGAGGAAUCCUACUGGGCUGGGGUUCUAGCGCAGGGGUCCAAACCUCACAACCCCGCUCACACUCAUUUUUCUUUGGUUUUUUAGUAUUUUAUUUGGAUAGGUGAUUGUAAUGCAGAAGGCACUGUUGCUGCGUAGAGUAAUGGCUCUAGGAAUAGCAGCAGGCAAAGUUGGAAACGAGUCAAAGUGUAAAGAAGAAACAGUGAUUGUUGAGAAAUGGACAAAACAGAAGUUUUAGAUUAAGUCGAAAAAUCAAACAAAGAGUCCAUUUAUUCAUUAAAAAGAAAGGAUGAAUGAACAGCAGCAGGUUUGGCAUGCAUCAGAAUUAUACCCUGGAUAUCACUAAUGUGACACUAAUUGCUUCUUAGUCUGUCAGAGGACAAGAGAGAGAAGAGACAGAAAGACAGAGGAUGAGGAAAAAAGGGGGAGAGAGAGUACCGGGUGCUGACUGAGGGCUGUAAUGACUGCCAAUGGAAUGCCUACACCCAUAAUCCUCUCUGUCACCGCUGACAGAUCCUCUUGACCUCUGACCUCUUGAUGUAAGGAAGGGAAAAGAGGAAGUCACAACUUAAUAAAAUUACCUGGUGGUUAGCACUUGUUUUAGCGACGUGGUUGUCUUUGGCCGGUGAACUGUUUGAAUAGAUGAAACCUGUUAGCGACUAUCUCCCAGGACUCAAUUUGAGAAGUGACAAGACAGAGUUUAAUCUCCUGCUGGUUUGGAUAUGCCCUUUGAUUGUUGAUCUGCGUAUGUGUGCGCUCCAACGCGCGAGGUCAAAGGGCGAGGAUUUUGUAACAGCAGCGGCGAGUGUGAACAUAAAAACACACAGAGGUGCUAGAUCACGUAUCAUAGCGCUUUCAAGAACUAAAACCUAGAUUUUUCUGAUAGCCGCUUCUACUCCGACAUGGGUACUGCGCUGCUUUCCUGCGGUUUGCCCACCUUAUCACUCACACGUUACACAAGACAGUGUCUGUGUGUGUAUUGGAGGCACACUGCGAUCUAUAUUUCAGCAGGCUGGCCCAGUCUGAAGACACGGGCCAAAGCUGUCAAAAGUUUGUCAUCGAUUCUCUCUGCCUUGUCAUCAGGCUUAUCUGAUUGCACUGUGUUUCUCGCUCCAUGUUCUCCUCCCUCAUGGCUUAUGCAAACACAGAAUCCCUGUGCUCAGAAAACCAGGGGAGGGCCUCUUAAACAUUUAUAUCAAUAUCUCCUGGUGCCAAUGCCAGACACGACUCGCUUUAAUAUGAUAUAAAGCCGUUUAUUGCCACGAGCGGGUCAUUUUAACCGUCGUCGUCAUUUCAAAAUAGCUCCUUAUAGAAACAGGAAUUCGUGCUAUUAAUAUAAUGUCAGCAAGAACGCAGCACAGGAGAGAUAAAUGUGUCAGACUUCAUCCAUCUCUUUGUGAAAUGAUGUAGUAAACCUUUAAAAGUCUUUGGAACUUUUUACAACAGCAACUUUUGGUAACACUUUACUUGACGCCGAUCAUCUAUAUCACCUUUAAUCACGUUAUAGCACUGUAUAACCAUAGUAUUAAUCAUUAAUCAUAACACAUUAUAAAGUAUUGUAUCAUGACUUACAAGGUCAGGUAAUAUAAUGUGUUAUGCUUACUGUUAUAAAGCCUUAUGAUAAUUAAUGAGUGUUUGUAAUGAUAGUUAUUCAAGUUUAUAAACAAAUUAUAACACGUCAUAAAUAUAUGUAUAAUGCAUUAUCUAUGUGAGCAUUGGCAGUGAUUUGUCAAGUUUUAACACAUUAUAAUACCUGACCUUGUAAGUCAUGAUAAAUGCUUUAUAAUGUGUUAUUAUUAUUGCUAUAAAGCAUUAUGAUCAUUUAUGAGUGUUUAUAACUAUAGUUAUAUAGUGCUAUAACAUGAUUAUAACACACUAUACAUAUAUUUAUAAUGCGCUAUAGACAUAAGCGUCAAAUAAAGUGUCACCCAACUUUUUUCUGUGGUCACUUUUUAUAUCACAUUUCCCACACCUACAUUUCCACCCUUUUUCUUAGUGUUUGAAAUUGUAUCUUGUAUCAGUAUCUUGCUGGUUCCUCUAACAUACCACACUCUCACACUCUCUAAGGCAUGUGUAGAUCUUGUAAAGACCCUACAUGAUCUUUACAGUGAGUCAGUUGUGCAUAGUCUGAUGUGUAAGCGAGUCACCUUCAUGUUUCUGUUCCCUCUCUCCUCGUCCUCCUGGGCCUGCUGCUCUGACAAUUCGUUUGACAAACAUGCAAUCACCGUAGUUACAGACAGCCCCUUUAGUUAGGGUAGAGCGCAGUGUGAAUUAUGGUUGAGAUGGAAACCUUUGAAUUAUGGGUAAGCUCUGAAGUGCCUCUUGUCCAGGGAAAGAAGAAGAAGAAGAGCAGGAGGAGGAGGAGGAGGGAUCUUUAAAAGACUUGUGCCACAGAGGAGUGCUGACAGAGACCUGGCUCGGCAAAGCUGCUGCAGAACCAGAACAACAAGAGGCUAACCCCGAACAUGGACCGGCAGAACCGGAGAAACCCAGCCUGGGCAGGGUCAGACGGUGCACCUCACCGCUGAACAGUGAGAAAGGUUGA
Molecule: messenger RNA, 3494 nt
Organism: Xyrichtys novacula (pearly razorfish)
Lineage: Eukaryota; Metazoa; Chordata; Actinopteri; Labriformes; Labridae
Source: the annotation of a GenBank genome assembly